AUGAUGGAGUCGCGCCUGCGCCGGCUGGCGCUGGCGCUGCUCGAGGCCGGCGCCGAGGCCGAGCCCGCCGUGCGCGAGCAGCUGCAGCACGCCCUGAGCGGCCUCGGAGCCGCGGAUCCCGAGGAGCUGCUGCAGUGCUGCGGGGAGCACCUCCGGCACCAUGACAAGCUGCCGGCGGCGCAGCGGGCGCUGAUCCUGCGCUCCAUGGGCGCCGUGGUGCGGAGCCACCUGCCCGAGCUGGGCAAGGCCGCGGCCGCCGACGCCAUCGCCCUGGCGGGGCACGAGAUGGCCAGGGCCAGGGACCCGGAGUGGGAGUGGCAGGAGGCGGCCGGGGCGCUGCUGGUGGAGCUGGGCCGGGCGUUCCUGGGCCGGGUGAUGGAGGAGCUGCUGCGCCAGUUCCCGCCCGGAAUGCUGCCCCAGCGCGGCGUCGUCCGCGCCUUCGCCGACCUCGCCGGCGCCAACGUUUUCGGGAUGGUUCCGUUCCUGAGCUCCAUCCUGGGGACGCUCCUGCCCCUGCUGGGAACGGCCCGGGCGGAUUCCAUGAAAUGCACGCUCUGCUACGCUCUGCAGCGUUUCAGCGAGAGCAUCCAGGAGUACGUGGCGGGCAAGGAGCAGGCCCCCGACCCCACCGUCCGCGGGGACGCCUUCGCGCCCGAGCUCGGCGCCGCCUUCGACCUGCUCGGCCUGCAGUGGGUGCAGAGCAGGGACGCCAAGGUGCGCCUGGCGGCCGUGGCGGCGCUGGGCCCCAUGAGCUCCCUGAUCUCGCCGGAGAAGCUGCAGGAGCAGCUGCCCAAGCUGCUGCCCACCGUGCUGGGGCUCUACAAGAAACACCCGGAGCCCUUUCCCAUCUCCAAGAGCCUGUGCCAGCUGCUGGAGUCGUGGGUGGCGCGGGGCGGGCGCGGCGUGGAGGCGCAGCUGGAGCCGCUGCUGCCGGCGCUGCUGGGCCAGAUCUGCGCUCCGGCCGACCCCACCGUGCCCACGAGCAGCAAGAACCACACGGAGCUGCUGCGCUGCUUCUCCGUCCUGGCCCCAUAUCCCUGCCCGGUGUCCCAGCCCCAUGUCCCUGCCCUGUGCCCCAGACAGGGGACCUUGUGGCGCUCCCCGGGGCGCCAUCCCCGUGCCCCCCGCGCCCCACGGGCCCUGGCCGCCCCGCAGGUGCUGAGCUGGGCGCAGCAGCAGGGCGAGCGGCUGCGGGCACAGGCGGCCGCGCUGGCGGCCGAGCGGGAGGAGACGGAGCAGCUGCUGGACUGGAUCACGGCGGCCGAGGAGGCGCUGGGGCUGCGGGACCAGGAGCCGCUGCCCGAGGAGGCCGAGCAGCUGGAGGAGCUCAGCGCCCAGCACGCGGUGUUCAUGGAGGAGCUGAACCGCAAGCAGCCUGACGUGGAGAAGGUGACCAAGAGCUGCAAGCGGAAGCUGGCGGUGGAUCUGGGCCCCCCGGCCACCCGCCGACUAGCCACGCGUCGCCGCAGCAGCGGGAAGGCGCAGGGCACGGCGGCGGUGCCGCUUGGGGGGCUGGAGCCCCAGACGCCCCUCAUGGCCCAGCUCCUGCACCGCUGGCAGCAGCUCUGGCUGCUGGCCCUGGACCGGCAGUACCGGCUGGAGACGGCCCUGCAGCGCCUGCGGGAGCUGGAGGAGUUCGCGCACUUUGACUUUGGCGUCUGGAGGAAGCGCUACAUGCAGUGGAUCAGCCAGAUGAAGUCCCGCGUCCUCGACGUGUUCCGCGGCAUCGACCGGGACCAGGACGGGCGCAUCAGCCAGCGGGAAUUCAUCGAGGGCGUCCUCGCCUCCAAGUUCCCCACCAACGUGCUGGAGAUGAAUGCCGUGGCCACCAUCUUCGACAUGAACGGCGACGGCUUCAUCGACUACUACGAGUUCGUCAGCGCCCUGCACCCCAACCGCGACCCGCUGCGCCGCUCCGCCGACGCCGACCAGAUCCAGGACGAGGUGAACAGGCAAGUGGCCCAGUGCAACUGUGCCAAGCGCUUCCAGGUGGAGCAGAUCAGCGCCAACAGGUACCGGUUCGGGGAGUCGCAGCAGCUGCGGAUGGUGCGGAUCCUGCGCAGCACCCUCAUGGUGCGGGUGGGUGGCGGCUGGAUCGCCCUGGACGAGUUCCUGGUGAAGAACGACCCCUGCAGAGUGAAGGGAAGGACCAACCUGAAGAUCAACGAGAAAUACCUGUCCUCCGACGUCUUCGGAGCCGCCGCCAGGUGUGCCGGGAACCAGUCGGCCGCCUCCUCCAAAGUGCUGUCCCCGAGCCGCUCCAACUCCAGCCUCAGCCUCUACAGCAGCGCCUCGGCCCCCAGCAGCCCCCUGGCCAGGAAGUCGGUGCUGCGGAGGACGCGCUCCGGGGACCGCUGUCCGCGCUCCCGGGGCUCGGGACUGCCCGACGGAGCCGAGCUGCAGUUCAGCGCGGCUGAGGACAGCCUGGCUGUGGCACCGCCAGAGCCGCCCGAAGGGUCCCCUCCGGAGCGCUGCAGCCCCUGCCGCUGACCCCCGCGCCCGCCCUGCGCCCAGCACCCUCGGCCGGCCCCACUCAGGACCCUCCUCCACGGGGCUGGAGGGCGGCGAAGCCGCGGCCGCGCCCCCCGCGGGUCUCCGGCCCGGCGCUGCGGCCCCCCCGAGCGGGGCUGAGCUGUACGUCCGUCACCGAUCCCGCCGGGGCCCGUUCCAGAGGAUAUGCAAGUAUCUCCCGACGCCCACCGAGCCCCCGGGCUCUGGUCUCCCGCCCCACGGGCAGCGCGGGGGGGUCUGAGCCGCGGUGCCCCGCUCCGAGUGCCCGGGGCUGUGGGACCGGCCGGGCACCCCCGCCGGGCCCUGCCCUUCUCCCAGCCGCCAGCUCAGGGUGGCUGCGGUCCCCCCGGCAUUGGGCGUCGCUGACGGGGGUCCCCAUCGCGCCUCCCACGCCCCGGCGGGAGGUGGCCGGGCUCGGGAGCCGGGCACCGGGACCCCCGGCCGGAUGCCGAGCCCCGAUUCUGGUGCUAACCCUCACCCCUCGGCCUUCGGUGUGCACGCACGGGCCCCCGGCUCUGGCCGCUCCCCGUCCCGGGGGUCCCGCGCUCCCGUCCCACCGGCGGCACCGGCGGGCAGCGGGACCCCCGCCCUGCUGACGCAUGCCCACCGUGCCACCCCGCUAACCGGACAGCAGUAGAGCUGAAUGUAACCCCGGCCGGGCCCACCCGCCGCCACAAUAAACUGUAGUGAGGUUCCUUUUUC
Molecule: messenger RNA, 3213 nt
Organism: Motacilla alba alba
Lineage: Eukaryota; Metazoa; Chordata; Aves; Passeriformes; Motacillidae
Gene: MROH1
Product: maestro heat like repeat family member 1
Exons: 19
Coding region: 1-2490 (829 amino acids)
Cellular component (GO): cytoplasm
Molecular function (GO): calcium ion binding; microtubule binding
Source: RefSeq, a predicted model, not a curated record